This is a messenger RNA of Peromyscus leucopus (white-footed mouse), 5157 nucleotides long. RefSeq names its product SPT3 homolog, SAGA and STAGA complex component (gene Supt3h). The coding region runs from base 251 to 1552 and encodes 433 amino acids. The transcript has 12 exons. Gene Ontology annotation, biological process: transcription by RNA polymerase II. The record is from RefSeq and is a predicted model, not a curated record. Gene Ontology annotation, molecular function: transcription coactivator activity; protein heterodimerization activity. Lineage: Eukaryota; Metazoa; Chordata; Mammalia; Rodentia; Cricetidae.
CCCGGCCACCCCCGCCCCUCACAGUGGCGCUCUCGCCAUCUUGCGCCCCAACCCCCACCCCUUCGGCCUAGCCCAGUCACCUUUUUUUUCCCCUGUCUACACUCUCUGUCCCCCCCCCAUCAUUCCCCGCCCCCCUGCCCAUCGUGUCCCGGGGCCGCCGCCGCCGCCGCCGCCAGCGCGCGCCAUCUCUGUCCCCUCUCAUUCUCCACGCGGGACGCGCAGACGUGCCUCCACGUGUCCUUAAGCAGAGAUGAAUAAUACUGCAGCUAGCCCGAUGUCUACGGCCACUUCAAGUAGUGGAAGAAACACAGGGAAGGCUAUAAGCUUUGCUGCAGAAUUGCAGAGCAUGAUGUUUUCUUUAGGUGAUGCUAGGAGGCCUCUCCAUGAAACAGCAGUUUUAGUAGAGGACGUGGUUCACACACAACUAAUUAACCUGUUACAGCAAGCUGCAGAAGUCUCUCAGCUGCGAGGAGCUAGGGUGAUCUCUGCUGAAGAUCUUCUGUUCUUGAUGAGAAAAGAUAAGAAAAAACUUAGAAGACUUCUGAAAUACAUGUUUAUCCGAGACUACAAAGCAAAGAUCAUCAAAGGCCUUGACGAGGAUGACCUCCUGGAAGAAAAACUGAGUGGCAGCAGCAGUACAAACAAGAGACAGAAGAUCGCUCAGGACUUGAUCAACUCUAUUGACCAGACAGGAGAGCUUCUGGCAAUGUUUGAAGACAACGAACUUGACGAUGUUAAACAGGAGCGAAUGGAGAGAGCAGAAAGACAGACUCGAACUAUGGAUUCAGCUCAAUAUGCAGAAUUCUGUGAAAGCCGACAGCUAAGUUUCUCCAAAAAAGCUUCCAAAUUUCGAGACUGGCUGGACUGUGGCAGCAUGGAGAUAAAGCCCAAUGUUACAGCUAUGGAAAUCCUGGCAUAUUUAGCGUAUGAAACAGUAGCACAGUUAGUGGACCUGGCUCUUCUCGUGAGGCAGGAUAUGGUAUCCAAGGCAGGGGAUCCCUUCAGCCAUGCCAUCUCCGCAACCUUCAUUCAGUACCACAGCUCUGCUGAGGGGUCCUGUUUGAAGUCCUGCCCAGACUCUCCUGAGAACACACCGCCUCCUACACCAACAGCGCCCUCUUCUGGAUCCCAGCAUUCCGGGAGAGCCACAUCCGGCUCCCUGGGGAAUGGGAGUGCAGGACAAGACUCGACUAAAAGCAAGCAGAGGAAGAGGAAAAAGAGCACUGCGGCCUGUGGUGUUGAGGCUCACGGCGAUGCCAUCCAGCCCUGCCACAUCAGAGAAGCCAUCCGGCGCUACGGCCACAGGAUUGGCCCUCUUUCCCCGUUCACAUGUGUUCAAUACCUUUGUCAAGAAUCAAGCAGCCAUUGUGUGAGUUUACUUCUCAGUCCACUGUUGCGUUUCUUUGGUCUCGGAUGUCUGCUGUGUCAACACCACACCGCUUGGGUUAAACCUAUGACUCUGAAACAGAACUUUUGUGAAACCUCAGUGCGGCCAUUUGCUCAGGAGAGCUUUGGCUGUUUGGAGCCUUUUGUGUUUCUGAGUGCAUUUUAGGAUCCGUUUUGUGUGGGGUUAUUUUAUUUUUUUGUGUUAUAUAAAGAAUAUCACAGGGAUUUUAAUAGGGUUGCGAUGAAUCAUAAGUUGCUUUUGAUAACAUGGCUAUAAGUAAGGACAUAGAUGUUAAGUGAGGGAAAGGCUUAUAAUUUAAUAUUCUCAUUAUAUGCUUCAGAACUUUUAAAGAGAUUAAAAGAAAGUGGGAGAUGGCUUAAAGUUAGGGACACUUCCAGUUCUUCCAGAGGACCCAGGAUCAGUUCCCAGCUCAUUAUUACCCAUAGUUCCCACGGGAUCCACACCCUCUUCCCACCUCCACAGGCAAGCAAAGACGGCUCCAUGCUUGUGCGCACACAAGCACCAAUCUCUCUCACUAUUAUUUUAAAGAAAAAUCAGAUCACAGUGAGGCUGAGCCAAAGGAUAUUUCUAUCUACCAAGAAUCUCGAUGACUUUCUUAAAUCUUUCACUCGACUGUUUUGAAGUCUUGUACGUACGAUGUCUCAGGAGCUGUGUAAACUGACCCUUCCCCAGUCGCGUGCAGAGACCUAGGCUCAGAGCUGGCCUGCACUGAAGCCUGAGAGGUGUAAGGGGAAGGUUCCUUUUCCAUGGAAUGGGCUAAUUUAGGAAGCAGGCCUGCACAGUUGGCAGUCUUCUUAAAUACUUUCCCCAUAUACCAGUGUGAAAUAGCAAGAUUUUGGCAAGCAGACAAGCUCCAUGAAUUCAUGGGGACUGUUUCUCUUCUGUGUGUAACUGAGAUCCAGUGCCUAGCUUUUUGAAAAAGUGAUCUUUCUAAAAAUCUUGUGAUAUUUUUGUGCUGGUUGAAACUAAGUCCUUUGCACAUAUGGAAAAUUAUUAAGAUUCUCUUCCUCAGAAAAUCACUGAAAUGGAUUUUGGCAAAGACAUUUGUUUGCUCGCUGCUCUGUCAGAUUCGCCUUGUUUUAGACCACCACUCUCCCAGCGUUCCUUCAUAGCCACAGUAUCUAACUUACCUUCAAAAGUAAGCAAGUUCUCUUUAAUAACUUUGUUGGAAAAAUAUAAAUUACAAAAUAGAAACAUACAUUACUUUUUUAAGCAAAAUGUGGAUUUUGCAAACAUGUGAAGUCAGCAUUUACAAACAACAGUCACCAUAUUGUGUCUGUGGUCAUUUUGAAAGAUUUUCCCUCCAAAAAUAAUAAUACCAGCCCAGCAAGGGCAACAGCAUGGGAGUGUGGGCAUGUGAGUGCUGGCCUCUGUGAUCAUUAGCAAAGGUGGAGUCUGAAAACUGACAGUGGGCCAAGUGGAGGCGAAUCCCAGUAGGCUGCUGGAGCACGUAUGGUUCGUCGCCGUAAGUGUUCUGUGCAGUGUUGUAGUGUGCUAUUUCAUCUGUAGUAAGUCACCCCAGAACUUCAUCUGGUAACACAAGAGUGCUUGCUCAUUGUCUUGUGCCUUCUGGGAGUCAAGAACGCGGGACCAUCUUGGCUGGGCAGUUCUGUCGUGGAGUUCCCCAUAAUGUGUAGCCAUAUGUUCCUUGAGGUGGACUAUUCCUCCUCAGGUCAAUCACUUAAUGGCUGACAAUUUAGUUCUGGGCCUUGUCUAACCAGCCUCAGUUCUGCCCAGGAACUGAUGAGUGUUCCCACUGGGUAGAGCCUUAUCCUUAUCCCAAAGGGCCUUCCUUAUCCCAAAGGAAGCAAUCCAGGAAAGCGAAGUGGGGUGGACAGUGCCCAAAAGGGCAUGGCUACCAAAGGCGAGAGUAAUAGAAGACAUGAAGGUCGAGCUCGGAGCCAACAGAAAAGCCUAACAAAGGCAUCUGACAAGUGAGGGAUUUGAAAAGGAACUGGGCUGGGCUCUUUGAGGGCCUGGGUCACAGUGUUCACCACAAGCAGCAUGCAGGGGUAACUUUACUGAUGGAUGCUGAGAUUAAAACCAGGUUUCUGGGACAUGGCGCUUGUGUAAGGGGAGCCACAUGCUUGACAUAGUGGGUUUUGUGAUAGCAUUUCACGAUUUUGCUUCCCAGAAAACAGUGCUGCCUGCAGCUUCAUCCUUUCUCCGUGGCUCCAGAUCCUAGGCAUCAGACUCUAUCAUUGGACCAACCGGUGAUGCUGAGAAGAAAUUCCUGUUUAACAAGGAGCCACAGCAGAGUCCUGAGCACAGUUUAGUUUUUGUUUACACCCAAUUUAAGUGAACGUUUUUUCUAAUAUUGCAUUUCUGUAGAAUGACUAAUAUGGUAUAAGACAAUUCAGACUCUAUGUGUGUGUGUCUGUCUGUCUGUCUCUGUCUGUCUGUGUUACUCACUUUCACAAAUAAGCCUGAGACAAAUACUGAAAGAGUUGAGGGUGAACCCAGCUCUUCCCAAAGCUCCUGAGAACCUGUGCUCGCCAUAGAAGGCUUGCAGUUCUUUGUCUAGCCAGGCUCUCCCCCUAAUCUGCUUGACCUUCAGCUAAUUCUUUAGUAAAGACCUUGAGGUGAGUCACCACAGCGAGGCUUUGCAGUCCUGACUCCAGGAAGUCUGCCUUUUCUGAGCCUCAGGCUUAGCCAGUCUUUGACUUUCAAACUAAUGGCAUUUUAAGUCAUGUACUCAGUGGUGAAAUUAGCACUAAGUGAAAUAGUGUGGGUGAGCUGCUGGCCCUGUGACCUAAAGAGAUGUGUGCAGUGAAGGAGAUGACCCCACUGUGUUCCCCUGCCCUCGUUUGUAAUCCCACACAGCUGACCAGAGCUGUCUUUCUAGCUACUCUACCUGCCAUCUCCAUCUCCGAGAUGCUCUCCGCAUAUUCUAACCUCUUGCUUAAACAUGGAGAACACAAAUGUCUUUCCUGCCUUUUUAAUCUGAGGAAUUCCACAUAUUUACACAGGCACACUCACAGUGAUACAUGAAAUUACUUAGAGAAAAGCAGAUGGGACAGAGGUGCUUCUGCAUGUUCCUUGUGUGAUGUCUGCAGUCCGUCAGUCUCUGGUGCUCAUUAGAGACCUCUUGUUUGUAGUUAGGGCUUAGACUAUAUGAUCUAUAGUUUAGAUCUGGUGUGCUCUCCAGAGGCUCAUGCAUUGCAGCCUCAGUGGAAGGUGGUAGAAACUGCCAGUAACUAGGCCCUCUGAGUCUUAUGUCACCAGACGCCUGUGCUUCAGGGGGAUUGUGGUCUCUUUUUUUGUGUCCCAGUGUCAUGAGGGCAACAGACUUGUUGGAUCAUGUGCACCCAACUCUGAUGUGCUGUUCUGCCAGAGCCAAAAGCAGCAGGGUGAGGACACCUUGCAUUCCUAGUCAUCUUACUGAUUCAGUGCUUAACCCUCUAGCAUGCUAGUAUCCUUGGGCAAGCUACUCAACCUCUCUGGACCUUAGUUUCCUCGUGUAUAAAAUAUUGCCAAAUAUAGUGCCUUCCUGUGGAGCUGUCUGGAUUGAGUGAGUUAAAGUUUUCGAAGCCCCUUGCAAUCUAAUAAGCAUGUUAGGUGGCGGAGGAGGAGGAAGGUGAAGAAAGCUGAGAUCCAUGAAAGCUGCUUUUCUCAAGACAAGCAGUGAUAGAGCUGGAACCUGGGUUCCCAGCUAAGGAGUCGCUAACAACAUACGUCAUUUGCAUGGAUGUCUUUUGAAAACAUGUUAACUGCUUUUGAGAUAGUAACUAUUACAGCUUCUAAACAGC